UGCCUGCUCGAGCUGCAGAGGGAGGCAGUGUUUUUGUGGACCUCGGAGCUGGAGAAUAUGACCAACAUAUGCUUUCGGGCCUUUGAAGGCUCCAACUAUGAUGUGCGUGAGAUAGUGUCCAAGCUGCUGGGAACCAUGCUGGCUACGGCACUCAUGGCCAAGCAGGGCACAGCUCCCAGGCAGGGCCCCCGGCGCAGCUCCCUGGAGGAGGUGAUGGAGCUUUUGUGGGGCGGCUUCCUGCGUGGUGGUGGUGGCGGCAGCUUCCUGCGGGCCAGCGGGGACAUACUGAAAGGGGGCAGCUCAGUGAGCAGGGACGUGCGGGUGGGCAUCACGCAAGCCUGCGUGGUGUUCAUUUCCUGCCUUGGUAGCAAGUGGUUGGAGUGUAACUUUAUGACUCUGCUGGCUCUGGUUCUGGAGCUGGUGUCAUACCCGCGGGUCACUCAGAACCCGGCCGAGGCCGCUUGCUGCCGCUGCUGCAUAUCCUUCAUCCUGCGGGCCACUGUAGGGAGACUGUUGGGGGAGAGGUCCCAAGUCCUGGCUGCCAAGGAGAUUUGUCGGGUCAUAGCCAAGCAGAAGAUGGCCGUAGAUGCGACCUUGAGUGACAGCAACAUGGAGACCCGGUUGAGUGCUACAGAUGUGGUGGUGAGCCAGCACAUUCUGGUCUGUACCCUGCAGGAACUGGGCGGCUUGAUCCUGGGCCUGGGCUCUACUGCUGAGUCUCUGCUUCAGGACCCCAGUGCAGGGCUGCUGGACGCGGUGACGUCAGUGCUGCUGGACCCCAGUGCUGUGGUGCGGCUGACAGCUGCCUGGUGCCUGCGCUGCGUUUCCGUGGCUGUGCCAGCCCAAGCGGCCAUGCUCAUGGACCGCUGCCUAGAACGCCUCACUGCCCUCAAGUCCUGCCCAGAGGCUGUAGCUGGGUACAGUGCUGCUAUUGCUGCCCUGCUAGGAGCAGUACAACAUUGCCCCCUGGGAAUUCCCCAUGCAAAAGGCAAGGUAGUUCUUGGCUUGGCAGAAGACCUCCUGCGCUCGGCCUCCCAGAACAGUCGUUUAGCACUCCAGCGUACCCAGGGAGGCUGGCUACUCCUUUCUGCACUGAUGACUCUGGGUCCGGCUGUGGUGGUGCACCAUCUCCCCAGAGUUCUGCUGCUUUGGAAGUGCACCUUUCCCCUGUCCAUCCAAGAGCUCCAUUCUGAGUGUGGCCGUGGAGAUGCCUUCACCUGGCAAGUGAUGCUGGAAGGACGGGCUGGAGCACUUUGCGCCAUGAAGAGCUUCUUCCUUCACUGCAGGGACCUUAUGAAUGAUGAGGUCAUUGGUCGCCUCCUUGCCCCCUUGACCUGUGCCAUUGCUCUGCUGACUCAGCUCCCAGCUCUGAUUAAGUGCUAUGGUACCCAAGUAAAGAAUUCCUCAGUUGUGUUCAGACUGAGGAUCUAUGAGGUCCUGUCUCUUUUCCCUCCUAAAAGCUAUGAAGAGAGCUUCGGCAUUUUGGUGAAGCAGCUGCUGAGUGACCUGACCAGCUUAGAGAGCCCAGCGUGCACAGGGCUAACGCUGCUGCUGUCAUUCUGUCACGCCAGCGACGCACCCCUGCUGGGCCUGGCCACAUCUGACACUGACCAUCUCUUCAUAGAGGAGCAGCUACACAGUGGCAGUGGUGCUGGAGCAGGCAGCCUGGAGCAUGACCCCUUCACCAUCCACCAGCAGCCCCUGGAUGUCCCCCUGCCAUUACCCCCGUUGUGCCGCCUCAGUCAGGCGACGGUGCAUCUUUUCGGGCUCCUUUUUCCCCACAUGGCUGGUGCCCAAAGCACCCAGAUUCUGGAUCAGUUCUCGGAGUCCCUCAAACAGCUGAAGGCAUCUCGUCAGCAGAAUGCACACAUUCACAUGGUAUCUGCUCUGUGCUUUGGCCUGAAGUGUCUGGGCUCUGGGCAGAGAGGGUUGCUACCAGAGGAUACCCGCAAACCGGCCCUGAGACUCCUACUGGGGGCAUUAGAGAGUGGCAGUGAGCCUCUGCGCUGUGCAGCUGCCGAGGGACUGGCCAGGCUGGUGCAGACUGCCGAUGAUGCCGCCUUCACUGUGUCUAUAACGCAGAUCAACUUCGACAAACUGAAGUUGGUGAGGGAUGCGGCAUCACGUUCGGGCCACGCGUUGGCGUUAGGCUCCCUGUACCGCUACAUGGGUGGGGUCAGCUCCCCCCAGCACCUUAGUGCCUGUGUGGGGAUCCUCUUUACGCUCUCUCAGGACAGCACCGCACCUGAGGUUCAGGUAUGGGCUCUGCAUUCCCUCUCUUUACUCAUUGACUGUGCUGGCGCAAUGAGCCAUGCCCACGUGGAGCCCACAUUCAGCCUGGUGCUGCGGCUGCUGCUGACAGUGCCCUCUGCCCAGGUGGAGGUCCUGCAAAGCCUGGGCCGCUGUCUCAAUGCUCUCAUCACCACUCUGGGGCCUGACCUGCAAGCUGAAGGUCUCUUCCGAAGCUUGUGCCUUAUGGGCUGUGCUGUUAUGCAGGACAGCUCCGACUGCCUGCUGCAGGCCCAGGCCAUCUCCUGCCUGCAGCAGCUGCACAUGUUCGCCCCGCACUAUGUCGACCUCAGCAGCCUGGUGCCCUGCCUCUGUGGCAUCUUGUUGGAUUAUUCUGUGUUGGCAAACCUUUGCAGUUCCUACCUCUCCCUCCGGAGGGCAGUGGUGGCCUGCCUCAGGCAGCUGGCCCAACGGGAGGCUGUGGAGGUGUCUGAGCAUGCAGUGGCCCUGGUCAAGGAUCUCCCACGCAGGGAUAACAGUUUGCUGGAUAUCACUAUAAAGGAGAUUGGCCUGGAGGGGGCACUGUUUAGCCUGUUGGACCGGGAGUCAGAUCCACAGUUGUGCCAGGAUCUCCGAGAGACACUGAAUCACAUGUUGGGUUCCAUGGCUGUGGCAAAGCUGUCCCAUUGGCUCAAGCUGUGCAAGGAUGUCUUGUCAGCCUCUGCUGCAGAGACUGCCACUGUAGCCGCUGUGGAGACACACCAGGAAGAGGAGGGAGGGGACCGUGCUGACGAUGACUCCAUCUAUACCUGCACGGCAGAGUCCGGCAGCCCUUUCAGCCACCCACGCUGGUCCACACGCGUCUUCGCCACCAAGUGUGUGUGCCGCAUCAUCGCGCAGUGUGAGAGCGGCGACCGUGCCCAUUUCAACAUGGCCCUGGCUCAGGAGCGCCGCCUGCAGGAAUCUGCCGGAGACUUUCUAGUCCUGUACCUUGCCGACUUGAUACGAAUGGCCUUUAUGGCUGCCACUGACCCCAGCAAGCCACUCCGGAUCUCAGGCCUGCAGAUGCUCCUCAUCAUCAUCCGCAAGUUUGCUGCUCUCCCCGAGCCUGAGUUUCCGGGUCAUGUCCUCCUGGAGCAGUACCAGGCUAAUGUCGGUGCAGCACUGAGACCAGCCUUUACAGCCGACACCCCCCCUGAUGUCACUGCCAAGGCUUGUCAGGUAUGCAGCGCAUGGAUUGCCAGUGGUGUGGUCAGCGAUUUAUUAGACUUGCGGCGGGUACACAACCUGCUCACCUCAUCGCUGGGCAAAGUACAGGCAAUAAAGGAAGUGCAGAGCCAGCUGUACAAUGAGAGCACUGUCACCAUGGAGUCUCUGGCAGUGCUGAAAGCCUGGGCAGAGGUGUAUAUAGUAGCAGUUCAGAGUCCUAAUCAGGAUGAGAAGCCAGCUCGGCUUCUGCAACUUUCUGACCCCAGUGCUGAGCCACCAGUGGCCCCAGCAGGGACUGGGCUGCUGAGGCUGGUGCAGGCCAACCUGAGCAUGCUAAGCCGGCUAUGGCUCGCUGCCCUGCAGGACCAUGCCAUACUGAACCUGCCCCAUGAGUAUGCAGUGCAGCUCCCGGCCACAGGAGGUACGUUUUACACGGCGGAGACGGCCGAGCAGGCCAGGCAGCAUUACUGCAGCUCCUGGGCAGCCAUUCUCCAUGCCACGGCACUCUGGCUGAACAGCAUGGGCUUCAUUGUGCUGGAUGAGGACCCCGCAAACCUGUCCAGACCUGUCACCCCAACUUCAAUGGGCCAGUCCACCUCACUGGCUAGUAUCAAGUCUCCCGAAGACAUCAAUGCUGAGCGCUUCUACCUGAUCCUGGGAAUCAGCAUGGAGUUUCUGUGCUCACCUCAUUCUGACUCCCAAAUGGAGAAUAUUACUUACUGUUUACACACUCUGCAUGCCCUCUUUGAUGUACCCUGGCCAAGGUCCAAAAUUGGAAAUGAUCAGACUCUGAGUGUGGAGCUCCUGAGUGUCCUCCACAGACUGAUCGUGACACGUGAGUCACCUGGAGUGCAGUUGGCAGUGCUGGAGCUGGUGAGACAGGUGGUGUGUGCAGCGCAGGAGAGAGUCAGGGAGAAGCGCCAUAGUGCCGAGGUGGACGACGGAGCGGCAGAGAAGGAGACUCUGCCUGAGUUUGGUGAGGGCCACGAUACUGGCGGCCUGGUGCCAGGAAAGUCGGUGGUGUUUGGGGCCCUGCAGCUAUGCCUGUGCAUCCUGGUGCGCAAGCUGCCCCGGCUGAGCCCCAAGUUGACUGGUAGCAACCCUGUGCCAAGCAGGCCUCCCCUGGCCCUGUGGCAUAGUGAUUACCAGUUGAUCUCUGCAGCGCUGACCAUCCUUUCAGAGCUUCCAUCUAUAUGCUCUCCUGAGGGCAGCGUGUCCAUCCUGCCCAGCGUACUGUACCUGCUAAUGGGAGUUCACCGUGAGCUGCUGCUGCAGCCUCCGGGGGCAGCACUGGGCCUGGCUGUCUCUGUGACACUGCAGGCCCUGCGGGUGGUGCUGUUGUCCCCCAUGGCUCAUGCAGAAAAAUGCCAAGGGGCCUGGGCCCACCUUCUCCGCUGUGCUCUUAACACACUGAUGGACUUCUGGGAUUCAGAAGAGGUUUUUCACGGUGUGAAUGAGAUCAGUCGUCUCACUAUCCUCACCAUCUUCCUCCGGUUGGCCGGCCCAGAGGUCGCUGCUGUACAGCCUCUGUUGGCACGCUCCAUAUCUAAGUUCCAGGGCUGUCUGGAGUGCAAGGAUCCAGUGGUCCUGAGUCAGACCUACCAGCUGCUGCUGUCGGUCUUCCAGAGUCCGGCCGCAGUUGUGGCUGUGUCUUUCAUCCAAGCGCUGGGAGGAGCUUUAGUCGGACAUUUGCAGGCAAUUGAGAAAAGUAGGCCCCAGAACACGGAGGAAGUGCAGGCUGUGCUGGCUGGGGUGCAGGCCCUGGAGACCCUGGUGUCCACUGCCGAGGAGGAGCACCGUUCCCAGCUGAUGCCGAUCCUGCUGCACAUCCUCAUCUCCUUCCUGCUGGAUGAGAACGCCCUGUCCUCUGCCUCUAUAGCCGCCCGCAGUCUGCAUGAAUCUGCCUUGCAGGACCUGAUGCGAAUUGGCCCCCAGCACUCUGCACUGUUCAAGGCCCUCAUGGUCUCCUUCCCAUCCAUGAAGGCGCGACUGAGGGCGGCCAUCACAGGCAACCGGGAGAACAUGAAGGCCAAAGCAGCUGUAUAUCCAGCACUCUCCAAAAAGUCUCCCACCAUCCAGCUAAAGACCAAAUUCCUGUGAUUAGGAGAUUAGAAUUUAGGCCUUAUAGUAGUUUGAGCUCUCACUGGAACUGUAUAAAGCUUUUUCAAUGUGAUGUGAGAUGUGGUUGGUAGAUAAAUCUUAGGGGAAGCUAAACCAGUAGCGACCACAGAGCGAUGCUAUUCCUUGCAAUAUUAGCAGCAGAGCAUUUGCAGCAUUAUUGAACUGUAGCUCAAAUAAUGUUGUUUAGUGGGUUAUAAGUUAUAAACCAUAUGCAAGAACAAAGAAACAUCUUCAGACAUCUCUGGCAGUAUUAGGAGCAAAGCACAAAUUAAUGUGCUCUACAAAAAUAAGGAGCCAGGAUGGAGAGCUAGCCUUAAAGCUAGGUUGUUAUUCUGCAUGUGCUCUCAAAUUGGUGUUACCAGUAACUGUGUCACUGUUUUCUGUUCAUUGACUGGUAGCAACCCUGUGCCAAGCAGGCCUCCCCUGGCCCUGUGGCAUAGUGAUUACCAGUUGAUCUCUGCAGCGCUGACCAUCCUUUCAGAGCUUGCACAUUAGGCAUCAUGCCAUUUCUGAGCUCCUGCUAAUGAUCUUUUUAAUUUCCAAACUGUAUUUCACAUCAGCAAGCAGCCAUGAUGCCAUAAAUAGUAGGUCAAAAUGGUAAAGCUCUGUGAAUUUAUGAUGCUGGAAAUAUGAAGGAAUACUGUAUGAUAACAAAUAGAUUGUGCUCAUUAUGAUUAUGAUAUACAUAACUCAGUAUUGUAGGUUGACAUUACAGCAUCGUUAAUACCUUGUUAAUUCUUACUGACGUUCACUUUCACUCCAGGGUAAUGUCCAACUGAAGGUUUGAUCUGUAGUUAAAUUUAAGGUAACAUGUAAGUUUGACUCAUUCUGUAAUAUUAUUUUUUCCAUCAGUCAAGAUUUAGUACUUAGUUUAUAUAUUAUUUUAUUAAUUUCUUAACUGGUUACAAGUAAAAUAACUUUUUAAACAAACUGUUAUCAAAUCUUACCAUUGUUUUCAGUGAGUAAUACUGCUAAGAAUGUUAUGCAUGUGGUAACAGUAGAUUUCUGUUGAUUGUCACAAGAGUAUUAAAUGAGUAUAGGUUUUUCUCCAAGGUACUGCUGAAAUAAUAUGAUGGCAAAAAGUAGUGUCCUAUCAGCAGCUUCUGUUUGAAAUUUAAAAGCUAUAGCCUGUUUUAAUUGCUUAUGAAGAUUGUUUUGGUGCUUUGAUUGCUGUGAGAAAUACAUUAAAUGUUGAAGUAUUUUGUACAGAACACUGUAUAUUGUACAUAUUAACAUCCAUAGCAAAAUUUUAAAGAUUUUUAAAAGUAUACUUUAAAAUAAAGCCUAAUUUUAUCCAU
Paramormyrops kingsleyae is the source of this 6857-nucleotide messenger RNA. NCBI's taxonomy places the organism in Eukaryota, Metazoa, Chordata, Actinopteri, Osteoglossiformes, Mormyridae. The record is from RefSeq and is a predicted model, not a curated record.